This is a messenger RNA of Daucus carota subsp. sativus, 1895 nucleotides long. RefSeq names its product probable pectinesterase/pectinesterase inhibitor 41. Lineage: Eukaryota; Viridiplantae; Streptophyta; Magnoliopsida; Apiales; Apiaceae. The record is from RefSeq and is a predicted model, not a curated record. Gene Ontology annotation, biological process: cell wall modification. The transcript has 2 exons. Gene Ontology annotation, molecular function: pectinesterase inhibitor activity; pectinesterase activity. Bases 72 to 1724 code for a protein of 550 amino acids.
CAAAUUCAUUCAUCAAUCUCUAACAAUUUCAUUCAUUCAUUUAUUCAAAAACCAAGGCCUUAGCUCUCACAAUGUCUUGUUCUAAGAUUCUCACUGUCUUUGUGCUUUCACUUUUAUUCUCAUUCUCCUCCUCAGCCACCGUUUCACCUCCCAUUCCCGUUUGUAAUUCCACUCCCUAUCCUUCAUUAUGCAGAUCUUCUCUUCCCAGCAACAAUGCCACGGCCAAUGUCUACGACUAUGGCAGAAUUUCGGUCAAAAAAUCUCUCUCAGCCGCCCGAAAAUUCCUAUCACUGAUCGAAAAAUAUCUGAGCCGCCCCUCGGCCUUAACACCGGGAGCAAUCGGUGCACUUCAAGAUUGUCGCGUCCUAGCCGAAUCCAACAUCGAUUUUUUAACAAAUUCUUUUCAGGUUGUGAAUAAAACUCAGACUCUUUCGACAUUGCGUGCUGAUGACGUUCAAACCCUCCUUAGUGCACUCCUAACCAACACGCAGACUUGUCUCGAUGGCCUAGACGAAACCGCCUCGUCGUGGAGAUCGAAAAACGGUGUCUCGAUCCCUCUUGCUAAUGACACGAGGCUGUACAGAGUUUCUCUGGCUCUGUUUCGAAAAGGGUGGGUGCAUAACAAGAAUAGAGGGCCAUUUAAGCCUCACAGGAAGCACAGUGCAUUUAAAGAUGGGAAGCUCCCAUUGAAAAUGUCUGACAAAAACAGAGCCAUUUUCGAGACCGUGGGAGGAAGAAAGCUUCUCCAGACUGAGACUAAUCAGGUUCUGGUGAGCAAUAUAGUGACUGUGAGUCAAGAUGGAAGCGGCAAUUACACCACCAUCAAUGAGGCUCUCGCGGCGGCUCCGAAUAACUCUCUAGCUAGCAGUGGCUACUAUUUGAUAUAUGUCACGGCAGGAGUGUACGAAGAAUAUGUGUCCAUUGCGAAGAAUAAAAAGUAUUUGAUGAUGAUCGGUGACGGCAUUAAUCAGACGGUGAUCACCGGCAGCAAUAAUGUUGUGGAUGGUUCUACUACAUUCAAUUCUUCCACAUUUGCUGUGGUGGGACAAGGAUUUGUCGCGGUGAACUUGACCAUCAGGAACACAGCAGGAGCCAUCAAGCAUCAAGCUGUGGCGCUACGCAAUAGUGCAGAUCUCUCUACAUUCUACAGCUGCAGCUUCGAAGGAUACCAAGACACAUUAUAUGUACAUUCCCUGAGGCAAUUCUACACAGAAUGCGACAUUUAUGGCACAGUCGACUUCAUAUUUGGAAAUGCAGCUGUCGUGUUCCAGAACUGCAACAUUUAUUCGCGCCUUCCAAUGUCCGGCCAGUUCAAUGCCAUCACUGCUCAAGGCAGAACGGAUCCGAACCAGAACACAGGCAUUUCAAUACAGAACUGUAAUAUUAGAGCUGCUGAUGACUUGGCUUCUAACAAUGGAACUACAAAGACAUAUCUUGGUAGGCCUUGGAAGGAGUAUUCGAGGACAAUUUAUAUGCAAUCCUACAUUGAUAAUCUAAUUAGUACUGCUGGAUGGCGCGAGUGGAAUGGGGAUUUCGCGCUAAGUACAUUGUACUAUGCUGAAUUCAGUAACCAGGGGCCUGGAUCAAAUACUACAAGUAGAGUUACAUGGCCUGGAUAUCGCGUGAUUAAUGCCACGGAUGCUGGAAAUUUCACAGUGUCGAGUUUCUUGCUCGGAGAUGAUUGGUUGCCGCAGACUGGAGCUCCUUACUCAAGUAGCUUGUAAUCAUGGGCGAAGCUCAUGUAUAUUUGUCUUAUAUUCUUACUAUUCUUUGAUUUCAAGAUCAUUCUCAAUCAAGAUUUGUUGUAACUAGUAGAUGUAGUGACCAUUGUACUUUCCUAGCUCAUAUUCAUUGCAUUGAUAUUGUAAUACAAGAAUAGCAAAAUGUUCAGUCCU